Aspergillus terreus NIH2624 is the source of this 1203-nucleotide messenger RNA. Its product is annotated as cobalamin-independent methionine synthase II family protein. Gene Ontology annotation, molecular function: 5-methyltetrahydropteroyltriglutamate-homocysteine S-methyltransferase activity; zinc ion binding. The record is from RefSeq and is a predicted model, not a curated record. NCBI's taxonomy places the organism in Eukaryota, Fungi, Ascomycota, Eurotiomycetes, Eurotiales, Aspergillaceae. Bases 1 to 1203 code for a protein of 400 amino acids. The transcript has a single exon.
AUGGCCCCUCCCUUCCGUACAGAACAAGUCGGCUCGCUGCUCAGGCCGGCUCCGCUGGUCGCCGCACGCACCGCCGCCAAUCCAGGAUCGCGGUAUCUCGAAGACUCACUCCCAGAAGAAGUGCGACGUCUCACAGAGGAGGCCGUGGCCGAAGUGGUGCAGCAGCAGCUGGCCCGGUCCAUCCGUCCCAUCACAUCCGGCGAAUACAGCCGUUCCAUCUUCUAUGCUGGGUUCUUCGAGAAGCUCCAUGGGUUUGCAGUGACCGACGUCCCUGUGCCCCAGGGCUUUCGCUCCUACCACCCAACCAUCGGCCUCAUGGAGAAACUGGGCGUCCCUACUCGGCCGGCGGCAGUGGCAGUCGGCCGGAUCGAGCAUCGCGAGAGCCCGUACCUGGGAGAAUGGCUGCAGCUGCGAAAGUUCGUCCCCGGGAGUCUCUGGAAGGAAUGCAAGUUCACGAUGCCCCCAAUCACUUGGGAUCAUAUGCAUCUGGCGGUCGGUGCAGCCUAUACCCCGUCUAGUGGCUAUGCUACGGACCGGGAGUACUUCCAGGAUCUUGCGGCGGCCUAUGUGAAGGAGUUUCGGGUGCUGUAUGACGCCGGGGUGCGGUCAAUCCAGAUCGACGAUCCAUGCUUGACCUUCUUUGUGACGGAUGAGUUUCGCGCUGGGUGUGCAGCGGACGGCGAGGACCCCGAUGCGCUGCUGGACCUGUACAUCUGGGCACAUAACCAGUGUCUGGCCGGACGCCCGUCGGACCUGCACGUUGGCAUCCACCUGUGUCGCGGCAACAUGCCACAAGGCCGGUUCGUCUCGACUGGAUCGUACGAGCGGAUUGCAGAGCAGCUGUUCCGGAAACUGGACUACGAUACCUUCUACUUGGAGUAUGACACGGAUCGGGCCGGGGAUUUCCAGCCACUGCGCCAUCUGCCUGUGGGCAAGAACGUUGUCCUGGGGCUGGUGUCCACCAAAGUGGCGGAAUUAGAAAGGCUGGAAGACCUGGAGGCACGGGUAUACGAGGCAGCGGAGGUGAUCGCCCAGGCACAAGGCCGGAGUCGUGCGGAGGUGCUGGCAACGUCCCUAGCCGUGAGCCCCCAGUGCGGGUUUGCUAGCAUGAGCUCUGGGCAUGGAGUAGGCAUGACGAUGGAGCGGAUGUGGGAGAAGCUGCAGCUGGUUCAGGCACUGGCCGGAAAGAUUUGGCCUGUCUGA